AACAAUUGUUGUUGAGAUGCUGACUUGAAGAGCCGGCCUUAAGCGACACACAAUUAUUAUUUAAAAACAUUGUCGCGGUGACGCAAAGGUUUCAAAUGAACAGUGGACUGGUUAGGUUAUAGAGAGAUGCAUGAGUAGUGCGUGUGCGCCUGGUGGUUAUGCUACUAAUGACAGCGUGAUGCAUUUAUGCGAGCUUGCAGUCGCCGCCUCCGGACAGAGCCGUUGUAGAAGAAGAUGCUGAAUCAGCUGCGCGCUCGUGAGAUAGACUACCCCGGAUAGGCUAUGUCUCCUUUUCCAAUUUCACAAAUUUCUCCCUUGCUUCUGACAAUAGAAGACGAUACAUUGGCACAGCGUUGGGAACAGUUUAUUAUUACAUUUUGCUGCUGGAAAUAAAUAGGCUGCCUGUCUAGAGAGAUGUGCAUCGCUCCAAAGGAGACAUCAAGUUUGACAACUGUAACCAUCUAGGCUACGAUGAAGCAGGUUGCACGAGGAGUUAGAGCAUUUGGUUUGGCUGGAGACUUUAUGUUACCGCUUAUAUCAAUGGCAUGACUAUUUCACCACGCACAAUGGAGGAUAAAUCCAACAAACUAAUUUUGAUUCCGAUACUGGCCGUGGUCUUCUUGAUGAUAGGCUAUCAGUACAUUUGUUCAGCCGGCAGUAACUCUUGUCGCUUUCUAACUGGGGACAAGUUGAGUGGAAUGUUCCGCCAAUAUCACUCGGGGGACGACAUUUACGCGUACCAAGAUGGGCUGGACGAGGAGGGUUCCUCAAAAAUUCUGUCUAAAUUCAAUUUUACUGACCGAGACCUUGAGCGACACGUGGAUUUCAACAUCAAAGGAGAUGACGUUAUAGUGUUCCUCCACAUCCAGAAAACCGGUGGGACUACUUUCGGACGGCACCUUGUCCGAAACAUUCACCUCGAACAGCCCUGUGAUUGUAUGCCCGGACAGAAGAAAUGUACCUGUCACCGCCCGGGCAAAGCGGAGUCCUGGCUUUUCUCCAGGUUCUCUACUGGCUGGAGUUGUGGUCUCCAUGCGGACUGGACCGAGCUCACUAACUGCGUGCCUGCAGUGAUGAACAAGAAAAGCAAGAAGGAUGCUCAGAGGAACGGACGGAACUUCUACUACAUCACCAUGCUAAGGGACCCUGUCUCCCGCUACCUGAGCGAGUGGAAGCACGUGCAGCGCGGCGCCACCUGGAAGACAGCCCUGCACAUGUGUGACGGCCGCUCUCCCACCCAGGACGAACUGCCCGCCUGCUACAGUGGCGACGACUGGACCGGGGUCACGCUGACCAACUUCAUGGACUGUCCUUCCAACCUGGCCAACAACCGGCAGGUCCGCAUGCUGGCCGACCUCAGCCUGGUGGGCUGCUACAACGUCUCCACCUUCACCGCCGGCGCCGAACGGGAGCGCGGCCGCGUCCUACUAGCCAGUGCCAAGAACAACCUCCGCAACAUGGCCUUCUACGGCCUGACCGAGUUCCAGCGCAAGACGCAGUACCUGUUUGAGCGGACGUUCGGCCUGCGCUUCAUCCAGGCUUUCACGCAGAUCAACAGCACGCGGGCGGCCAGCGUGGGGGUGGGGGAGGGGGCUCUGCGGCGGCGCAUCGAGGGGCUCAACGCCCUGGACGUGGAGCUGUACGAGUACGCCAAGGAGCUGUUCCUCCGGAGGUACCAGUACAGCCGCCAGACACAGCACCGGGAGCAGAGGCUGAGGAGGAGGCAGGAGAGGCAGGAGGAGAGGCAGCGGCUACACCAGCACACAGCCUCUAUCUCCAAAGCCAGGAGGGAGGAGGAGGAGAGGGAGAUAGAGGGGGUGGAAGGGGAAGAGGUGAGAGGUGUAGCCACCACAGAGGACUACAGCAGCCAGGUGGUGAGAUGGUGAGGCCGUAACAUCCAUGUAAGGACUAGUACUUCCUGUCAGUUUCUCUCUCUCUCUGCCUUGGGCUGCCCAAUGGUGUCUUAAUCUUUCAGAUGGAUGUAUUUAUUAUUACUAUGUAUUAUGAUGUGGUAAACUUUAGUUUCUCCUCUCAUGCAGAGUUUAUUGUGUGUUCAUUUUCUAAUGCUUGUCUGUUCUUCAAAGUUGCUGAACAACUCUAGGACUGUACGUAAAUAAAAUGAGCGCCUCAGGA
Molecule: messenger RNA, 2133 nt
Organism: Oncorhynchus mykiss (rainbow trout)
Lineage: Eukaryota; Metazoa; Chordata; Actinopteri; Salmoniformes; Salmonidae
Product: heparan-sulfate 6-O-sulfotransferase 3-B
Cellular component (GO): membrane
Molecular function (GO): heparan sulfate 6-sulfotransferase activity
Source: RefSeq, a predicted model, not a curated record